GUGGAUGAAAGUGGAGGAACCUAGCGGCCUGGAGCUGCGAUGAUGCGCGUGCUCCUCCACUCGGCUGCGCGCUGCUGGCCUUCAUUCCUCCCUCAUCAUCCUCCACACACGCGGGAGAGUUUCUCCAAAGCCAUUUUUCACAGAAACAUGUUGCAUUACCUGACGGAGGAGAGAGGCCGCCCGAACUCAUCCGAGUACCGGAUUUAUUUUAAAACCUCACAUGGGAAAUACAUUUCUCCAUUCCAUGACAUCCCACUCUACGCACCUGAUCAGCAGGAGAAGGAUGUACCAGUGAAGAAACAGAAAUGCUCAAAGAGUGAGAUUCUCUUCAAUAUGGUGGUGGAGGUUCCUCGCUGGUCCAAUGCCAAAAUGGAGAUAGCCACAAAGGAAGCGCUAAACCCCAUUAAACAGGACGUGAAGAAAGGCAAACUGCGAUAUGUGGCCAACGUUUUCCCACAUAAAGGUUACAUCUGGAACUACGGCGCUCUGCCUCAGACCUGGGAGGAUCCCAAUCACACAGAUAAAGACACCAGCUGCUGUGGAGACAACGACCCUAUAGACAUCUGCGACAUCGGCACCAAGGUGUGCUCCUCUGGUCAGGUGAUCCAGGUGAAGGUUCUUGGGAUUCUGGCUCUGAUUGAUGAAGGAGAGACAGAUUGGAAAGUCAUCGCCAUCAACACUGAUGAUCCUGAUGCUAAUAAACUUCACAGUAUCGAGGAUGUUCGUGUGAACAGACCUGGCCACCUGGAGGCGACAGUGGAUUGGUUUAGAAAAUAUAAAAUUCCUGAUGGGAAACCGGAGAACAGGUUCGCCUUUAAUGCACAGUUCAAGGAUAAGAACUUUGCAGUAGAGGUGAUUAAAUCCACACACAGCUGCUGGAAAGCUCUGGUGCAGAAACAGACGAAAUGUGGAGAGAUCGUGUGUCAGAACUCCUCGGUGUGCGGGAGCCCGUUUCAUUGCAGUGAUGCCGAUGCUGCAGCAGUCGUGAGAGCUGCUCCAGAAUAUGGAGAGGCUUUGCCACUCUCUGCAGAAGUGGAUAAAUGGCAUUUCCUGUCCCAGUGACCAAGAAAGGUUUUGGCUCCAUCCCAAAUCUCACUGAAACCACUGAUACACGAGUGCUACUGUUUAUACAGAGACAAACAAAUCAGCUUCAUUAAUGAUUGAUUAUUAUGUAAUCUUUUUACUUAUAAAUACACUGCAGUGAUUAAUAGCUCAUGUGCACUGCUGCUGUUAACCACUUUUGGUUUAAACCUGAUAUACAGAAAAUAUUUAGGUUAUUAGUAAACUUGUAUUCGGUGUAUAAUUGUGUUUUAAAAUUACUGAAAACAGAACGAAUCACAGACUUGGUGACCGGUGUGUGUGAGAAUUUAUUUAUAAGUUUUUUCCCCCAAAAUACAUGACACAAAAAGUAUUUAUUUUUCAUACACAACAAAUGUAUUAAAAGGGUAUAAUUUUGGGUGUAACCUUUUUUAAAUGUUAUUUUUACUAAAUAAAUUCACUAUAAGUGUGCUCGUUACUGUCUCUUCAUUUAUUUUUAUUUUUAAACAUAUGAUGAAUAUUGAUGAGGGCACUGGUGGCUCAGUGGUAGGGUUCUCGGCUACCACGCGGAAGGCCCGAGUUCGAUUCCCAGCCAGUGCCCAAACCCCAGCCACUGGAUGCAGUGCCGGUCCCAAGCCCAGAUAAAAAUGGGAGGGUUGCGUCAGGAAGGGCAUCCGGCGUAAAACCUGUGCCAAGUUGUUGUGAAGACCGGUCGGUCUGCUGUGGUGACCCCUCACACACGGAGCAGCCGAAAGAUCAACAACAGCAUGAUAAAUGUUGAUGUAUUAAAAGGUAAGUAAACCAUAUUUCGAGAUUUUGAUGGUAGUCAAUGAAAUAAAUGAAAAACAGCAGAAUAUUUGAAAUGCAUGAAAUAAAUAUAAAUUUUAUUAAAAACACCCACAUCUUGGCAAUCAGGAAUGAUAUAAUAAACAGCUUUCAAAUAAACUGCAUUCAGUACAUUACAUUACUUACAGUAUUCAUCCUUUAUUUUGAAGCAUACCAAACUAAUAGGAAACAAGAAAACAGGAUAGAGACAGAAUUUUUUUUUUUUAAAUCAACCCAUUUAGUGUCUACAUUAAAAAAAAAACAAAAA
Molecule: messenger RNA, 2131 nt
Organism: Hemibagrus wyckioides
Lineage: Eukaryota; Metazoa; Chordata; Actinopteri; Siluriformes; Bagridae
Gene: ppa2
Product: inorganic pyrophosphatase 2
Exons: 12
Coding region: 40-1062 (340 amino acids)
Biological process (GO): phosphate-containing compound metabolic process
Cellular component (GO): cytoplasm
Molecular function (GO): magnesium ion binding; inorganic diphosphate phosphatase activity
Source: RefSeq, a predicted model, not a curated record